Messenger RNA from Plasmodium cynomolgi strain B, 348 nucleotides. Its product is annotated as tryptophan-rich antigen. The coding region runs from base 1 to 348 and encodes 115 amino acids. The transcript is spliced from 2 exons. The record is from RefSeq and is a predicted model, not a curated record. NCBI's taxonomy places the organism in Eukaryota, Apicomplexa, Aconoidasida, Haemosporida, Plasmodiidae.
AUGGAGCUAGAUAUAUAUCAAAAUGACAGUCCCAGCCAAAACAACUUCCUUUCAAAGUUAAAUAUACAGGGGAAGGACCACAUUUUAUCGGACAUCAACGAGGAUUUUUUAAUGGCACUUGUAUACAGCUGUCUGUUCGUCUUCACGUGUUAUAUUCUGCUUUACAUGAGUUAUCACCUGUCCGUUAAUAAGAAAAGGAAGAAGGAUAUGUACGACUCCAUGGGAGCGGUCUUCUUUGACCAGAAGAUUAUAAAAAAAUCGGAGGAUCUAAAAAUCCAGUUGUGGAAUAACUGGAUGACCCGUUUAGAAUUAGAUUGGAAGCGUUUUGACACCUUCAUUAAAAAUUAA